AUGGACGUCUAUCGACCGAUCGGAUCGAUCGAUAUCGACAUGUGGGCGAGACUCUCGGUUGGUGGCUGCGGACGAACAUAUCGACAGAUUUCAUCGAUCGGUAUCGACUGGAGAGACGUGUACGACUCUCGACAAGAGGGUGUCGCUCCGGGCGCCGCGCGUGUGCCGACAUUCCUCGACAUCCUCGCGCACUGGAUCGAGGAGCGCGCGCCGGCGCUCACUACAUGGUGUCCGUGGAAGUCAAACAAACACCACACGAUCCGUCGAUCGAUAAGUUAA
This is a messenger RNA of Angiostrongylus costaricensis, 279 nucleotides long. Lineage: Eukaryota; Metazoa; Nematoda; Chromadorea; Rhabditida; Metastrongylidae. The record is from the annotation of a GenBank genome assembly.